Oncorhynchus keta (chum salmon) is the source of this 6647-nucleotide messenger RNA. Its product is annotated as protein FAM210B, mitochondrial. NCBI's taxonomy places the organism in Eukaryota, Metazoa, Chordata, Actinopteri, Salmoniformes, Salmonidae. Gene Ontology annotation, cellular component: mitochondrion. Bases 784 to 1302 code for a protein of 172 amino acids. The transcript is spliced from 4 exons. The record is from RefSeq and is a predicted model, not a curated record.
UUUAACCCGUUGCAGCGUAAAAUAUCUCCCUUAUUAUUACAGCGUUCACCUACAUGCGGGCUCGUUAUUGGUGGCGCGCGAUCAGAAGCGCGAGAUGGACAGCAGUUGAGAUUGAAUUUUAUGAGCGUCCUCAACAAACGUUAGUUAUAUUUUUAAUUAAUCAGUUGUACAGUCCGUGCUUUGUUUGUAGUUUGAGAGACAUGUUUGUGUGUCGAGGAGCGAGGCUGUCGGCGAAGGCUUUGGAGCAGGCUUUCAACUCCACGACAGGGGCAGCGGCACAAUUUAAAACGAACAGGCUAACGGUAGUUGACGUUACCUGCACUUUGCCAUUACGUAACAUCCAUGCAUUCAAAUGCUCCCGAGCUUUUUGUGGAUAUUUUGUGGCACUUUCGCCUGAGGGAAAGCGAGAAAAAAGGGAGAAGGAUAUGUUUUCCGUCAAGAACCGGGACUCUGUUCGUUUCAUAAUCACGCAUCAGCAACCAUUAACUGGAGUAAAUUAUUUUUCUUUAAAUCUCUCCAACAAAAGUACUGGUAAAAGCUUAUUCAGCCGUACACAUAACGUCACUAGCUCAACUCUUUAUCGGACGAAUGGAGGCCAAAGCUGGCAGAAGAAACAAUACGUAGAUGCACUUGAAUCUGUGUUUACAUCUGGAGCCAAUGUCUGCAAUCAUCGAUUAUAUCCCACAAUGACUGUGCAAAUGAGACCUUUUUCCUCGGUUGCUGUUGCUCCCAAACUGGUGGAGGACUCGCCCGCAGAUCACAAAGUGGUAAAUUCAACUUUGAAUGAUGAACGUGGUAUCUUCAGGCAUUUGGAAAUUGCUCCCAAGGAGGAACCAAACUUCUGGAGGUCUACAAUUUCCCAUGAUGUCAAGCAAAGAGGCUCUGAGUUUGAAGGACCAGACUCCAAAGCAGGCCUCAGCCAAAGGCCCUGAGGAGCCCGAGGUACCGGAGCCUGAGGAGGACAAUCCUAGCAAGACCCAGCAGCUGAAGAAGAUCUUUAAGGAGUACGGAGCUGUAGGAGUCUCCUUCCACAUAUGUACGUCCCUCAUGUCUCUGGGCAUGUUCUACCUCGCUGUGUCCAGUGGGAUCGACAUGGCUGCUAUCCUGUACAAGAUAGGAUUCAGUGAAUCUCUGAUUCAGUCCAAGUUGGCUGCGGGUACCAGUACGUUUGUCCUGGCGUACGCCAUCCACAAGCUGUUUGCUCCGCUCCGUAUCAGCAUCACUGUGAUAUCAGUGCCUCUUCUUGUACGAUACCUCAGAAAGAGUGGCCUCUUCAAGACACCCAACUCACCUACACACUGAGUGGCUGAGACCCCAACCUCCACUAACUUUGAUAACUGAGACUUUCCAAAUAUGACCAUUACUAUUUCUGGAAUCAAGAGGGAAUCGGUGUGACAAAUUCUUCCAACCAUCCCUAGUUUUUCAACUGGAAUUUCUGCAGGAGAUAAAAACAGAACCAACCGAGGCUGACUUUUAACCCACCUGUAGAUCAGUGGCGGUCUGUUCCGUUUAAGAUGAGGAUGAUUUUAAAAAUAUAUUUCUUAUGAGCAUGGCCUUAUUUCUAUUGCAGCAUUUUGGAUGACUGUCAUUCAUAUUUCAUUCACCCAGUUCAAUGUAACAGUGAUGGGUUUAGCCUAAUACAAUAUACUCAAAAUGUCCCUGUACCCAUCAUGAGAUUACUACAACCUAAUUUUAUGAGAAGUUUACAUUGUCAACUUUCAUCAAGAUAAUUUUUAGUAAUCAAGGUGAGGAGACUGUAACACAUUCAAUACUGCCGUGAACUCUCGUGCCUGCAUCUAGAUGAUCUAGGGUGUAAUCAUUAGUCAAACAGUUGCAAACGAGAGUUUCUAUUGGACAAAUUCAGAUAUGUUUAUCCCCAUUCCAUUUAAGAAAUGUUUUUCAACAGAAUCGGUGGAAUGAAUACACUCCUGAUCACACGCAAACACAAUUCACUUUCAUAGCAGCCAUAUAAAAACGGCAAGUUCACUUUGCUCAUUGUAUACUGUGCAUUCGGAAAGUUUUCACACCCCUUGACUUUUUCCUCAUUUUGUUACGUUACAGCCUUCUAAAAUUGACAAAUUAUUUUUUGCCUCAUCAAUCUACACACUACGCCAUAAUGACAAAGCAAAAGCAGGUUUUAGAUUUUUUUUACAAAUGUAUUAAAAAUAAAAAACUGAUCACAUUUACAUAAGUAUUCAGACUCUUUACUCAGUACUUUGUUGAAGCACCUUUGGCAGAGAUUACCGUCUCGAGUCUUCUUGGGUAUGACCACUAUUUUCAGGUCUCCAGAGAUGUUCGAUCGGGUUUAAGUCCAGUUUCUGGCUGGACCACUCAAGGACAUUCAGAGCCUUGUCCUGACGCCAGUCCUGCGUUGUCUUUGCUGUGUGCUUUGGCUGUUGGGGUCACUGUCCUGUUGGAAGGUGAACCUUCGCCCCAGUCUGAUGUCUGUCGUGAAUAAUGAGGAGAGACCGGGUCAAUCACCAAUCAGGAUAUUACUUCAUUCAAAAUAUAUUAAUAGGGAAAAUAUAGAGCAAUAACGAUGGCUGAUCGUCGGGGGUUGGGUUGAGAGCCCUGAGACAAAGAAUACAAACACCUUAUAACAAAGAUAUACCCCCUUUUAGUCUACAUUACAAACAACAGAUGUGUGGAAUGGGUCACAAGGUUAGGAUUUGUAUUCAAAAAAAUAUCUGCUGUAAAGAUGUGCUCAUUGUGUGGAAACCAGGUUCUGGCCCCUAAAACAAGGUUCCUCUCAUAAUAAUAAUCCAUACCCGAGCCCUCUCCACCCUGGUACCUCCCGGCACAGAAACAGCAACUCAGUCCGAGGCAUGACAAGACCAUCAUAAAUCAGUUGCUAGAGUUAAAUUUCAGAAGCUCCUCUCAGUUCACACAGACACGAUAGAGUUCUAAGAACCCAAUUCUGUUGCAUUAAAAAACAUUUGAUGCAAUAACAGUAUUAUAACAUAAUCUUGUAAUUUCUCCAUGAUGCGUCCUGAGCACUCUGGAGCAGGGUUUCAUCAAGGGUCUCUCUGUACUUUGCUCCGUUCAUCUUUCGCUCGACCCUGACUAGUCUCCCAGUACCUGCCGCUGAAAAACAUCCCCACAGCAUGAUGAUGCUGCUACCACCAUGCUUCACCGUAAGGAUGGUGCCACAUUUUGGGACAGGUCGAAAAGCAUUUAACAUUUUAUGGCAAUUUAGCUAACUACCUUGCUGUUGCUAGCAAAUAUGUACUGAGAUAUAAACAUUGGGUUGUUAUUUUACCUGAAAUGCACAAGGUCCUCUACUCUGACAAUGAAUCCACAGAUUAAACUGUAAACCGAAUUUGUUUCUAGUCAUCUCUAGUCACUCCUUCCUUCAGUCUUCUUUUUCUUCUGACUUUAUAUGGCAGUUGGCAACCAACUUUAAGGUGCAUUACCUCAACCAACUGGAUUCUGGACAUCACCCACGUGGGUAUAUGCACCUAAAAAGCAAUGAGGAAAUGGGAGAGGCAGGUCAUGCAGCGUGGUGAGCGUCACAAAUAGAACCAAGUUCUACUUUAGCGCCUGGCUACGCAGACGCUCAUAAGCAGUGUGGAUGCUAUGAUUGUAUAACAUGUAUGGUCUUUAUGUUGAGCAUGUAAGGCUGUAAUGUAACAAAAUGUGUAAAAAGUCAAGGGGUCUGAAUACUUUCCGAAUGCGGUGUGUAUAUAAUUCCUUCUCAAACUACCUAUGCGCUCUCCUCCUCUCACCUGUUCCCUUCGCGUGUGGACUUCAGUGCACAACACAUCAGCUGCCUGUGACCAGUCAAAAAAAUAAAACUUGUCAAAUAUCAUGACCGCUAACCACUACACACAGCCUACAUUGUUGUCAUGUCAUAGUAAACCUACCUACUAGAACUAACGUGGUAUUCAACCCGCUAGCUACAAUCACGCAGUUUAGCAGUUACACCGGUGGGACCCUGGGGCAAUAAAUGAAUAAAACCAAAAUCUUACUUUAACUUUGAAGAGUUCCAGUGUUGGAUAGCCAGCUAGCUAAUGUAGCAUCCCUUUCUGUUUAAGUAGGAUAAACUGGCUAGCUGCAUUCAACUAGCUAAGUGAAUGUUUAAAAUAAUACAACCAAAUAAAGCUAGCUCUUCCUCUCUCUUGCUUCUCCUUCAUUUUUUAAGAUAUGAAUUUGCUCAAAACUGUUCAACUAUUGUCUUUCUCUACUCACCACAUUUUAUGCACUGCAGUAGCUUAUGCUUUCAGUACUAGAUUUAUUCUCUGAUCCUUUGAUUGGGUGGAUAUGUCAGUUCAUGCUGCAAGAGCUCUGAUAGGUUGAAGGACAUCUUCCGGAAGUCGUCAUAAUCACCGUGUAAGUCUAUGGAAGGGGGUGAGAACCAUGAGCCUUCUAGGUUUUUGCAUUGAAGUCAAUAUAACCAGAGAAGGACAGAUGCUAGCUGUCCUCUGGCUACACCAUAAUGCCACCCUACGAGUGCUGCUGAGGGUAUUGUAGACCAUUGCAAAACUGUAUUAAUUAAUUGUUUGGUGACAUGAAUAUAUUUAGCAUAGUUUUAUGUAAAAAGGUUCACUUUGUUUCAUUUAUUUGUAUUUUGAUGAAAUUCUUUGAGGAUGCUCCUCCCCUUACUCCGAGGAGCCUCCACUGCUGUAAAUAUCCAUAUUUGUUUUCCUUUACAAACUAAAGUACAGUAGUUGGUCCUCAAUAUAUGUUUUAAGAUUCUAUGCAGUUGUCAUUGUGUUUUCAGGCCAUUGUGUUUCACCUUAGCUCCUGCUUCCUUUUUUUGUAACAGAAGUAAGUAAAGCGCCAUGUCUGUCUGAAUUAUUUGGAACAAAAUAUGAAAAAGUCAUAUGAAUUCACUGUUACAGGUUUAUAAUUUAUUUUAUAAAUACAAAUUGAGUUGAAAUUCAUCCACUCAUGACCAUAAAAUAAAAAGACCACAAAAGGGCCAUCUGUCUGAGAUAUAUUUAUUUACAAUCAUAUUGAACCAGUGGCACCAAAUUAAGUUUGAUUAUCACUGACUGAAUGAUACUAGAAUCUAUUCUAAACCCUACCUUGAAGUUUAGAAGGUUCUAAUGAAUGGUCUAAAUAUUUUUUAGGAAUAGGAGUUGUGGAUACAGGUUGGUCGGGUCAGUCAGCAUCUCUUUGUGCUGUGAAGGUUCUCUACAGGGAAGGUUUGUAAAAAAGCUGAUCACUCACCUCCACUGACUGGUCUUACUGUUAGCUGAGUAGCCAUGUUCUUUUCUAUUCCUCGUGCUCGGUGAAUGAAUCAGCAGAAAUAUUUAGGUGACCUUCUCUUAACUCUCCCCCUUGUCAUUUAGCCUGGAAAUGCAUAUGCUCUGUUAAGUUAGGGAUGUCGAGAAUUUAAGCAGCUUUUCGCAGCUUUUUGUUAAAAAUCGCGCAACAUUUCAGCGCCCUGCUAUUCAUGCCAGGAAUAUAGUAUAUGCAUAUGAUUAGUAUGUGUGGAUAGAAAACACUCAGACGUUUCUAAAACUGGUUAAAUCACGGCUGUGACUAUAACAGAACGUGCGUUUCAUCGAAAAGUGCAGGAAAAUAGGAUCACUGAAAAUGGAAAACAAUAUCCAUGCGCGACUUCCAGGAAUUGUUAUAGGUGAACCGGAUUAAAUGGGGCUGAGGUUGCAGUACCUACAGCUUCCACACGAUGUCUAGAGUCUUGUCAUUUGCCUAGGCUUUGUUUCUUGGUCAAACCGAAUCAAGGGAACUGAUUCCCUCCGGUCUCCGACCGGAUGUUUUGGUUGAGAUUUCUCAGGACAGUAUUUCAAUAAGGACACCUAUAGAAUUGACAUCGCCUCGUGAUCAAUUGUAUCACUUAUUAACGUGUACUAAUACCUAAAGUUGCAUUACAAAAGUAUUUCGAUGUGUUUUGUGAAAGUUUAUCGUCGACUUUUUUAAUUUAAAAAAAUGACAUUACGUUCUAAAACGCUAUUUUUUUCCGUUGUUCACACAGUGUUCAUAGCCUAGAUAUCGAUCUAUAUAUGGACCGAUUUAAUCGAAAAAAGACCCAAAAUGAUGUUUAUGGGACAUCUAGGAGUGCCAAGAAAGAAGCUGGUCAAAGGUAAUGAAUGUUUUAUAUUUUAUUUCUGCGUUCUGAGUAGCCCCCGGCUAUCGCAAAAUCUGUCGUUAGGUGACGGUGCAGUAUUUGGGGGAUACAUGCUAUCAGAUAAUAGCUUCUCAUGCUUUCGCCGAAAAGCAUUUUACAAAUCUGACUCGGUAACUAGAUUCACAACGAGUGUAGCUUUAAUUCAGUAUAUUAUAUGUGCAUUUUAAUGAAAGUUUGAGUUUUAUCAAAAACUAUACGUGGCGUACUUGAAAUUUCCGCUGAUAUAUGUUCCCACCACGGGACCACUGCCCUAACAAGUUAGGGCAAACCAGUUUGGGUUCCAGACCAGUUGUAAUUAGCUAAGCAGUACUGUUGUGUCCAAUGCAAGUUCUUGUCCUAUAUGAAGUAAGGAUUUACUGGGAUAUUUGUAGCCUACCAUAUAAUUAUAUGUGAAAUAUUUUUUUGAAUUGAUUGGAGUAGUAUUUUUUUCUAUGUGGGUUUUUAUUGCAAUACAGUGCAUGUUGUCAUAAACAUUUUAUUCUGACUGUAAAAGUAGCUCUGGAUAAGUCUGCUAAAGGACAAACAUGUAAUAAAAACAUUGUCAAGAAAUACA